CGAGGCCGGGAGGACCAGCCUGCGGCGGCAGCAGCGCUUCCAGGCCGGAGCCGGGCCAGGGCUGGGCAGGUGCAGCCCGGACACUGGGUGCCCCGCACCCCCUCUCCAGGCGGCAGGAGGGACCGCGCAGGACCCUGCCCCCGGGGGUGCCCCGGAGCCGGGCACCACCUUCCCUCACAGAUCCAACAAGGAGCCAGGACCAUGUUACAGUAGAUGAGGACGGCAGCACAAGCCUUGAGCCCCGACUCCCGGCCAGAGGUGCGACAUCAGACCAGAAAGAAUGUGGCGGCCGCUCCGGGCUCCUCGGUGCCCAGGGCGGGGAAGGAGGGUGACAGGAAGUGCCCCCCCUCCAUCCUGAGACGAAGCUCGCUGGAGGGCCACGGCCGCCGGGCGGAGCCACAGAGGGCCUCGAGGCGCGUGCGGUUCCAGGAGCCCUUGGAGGUGGCCGUCCACUACAUCGCCGGCAGGGAGCACGUGCCCGCCACCAAGGCGCCCCGCCGGCCCCGGCCCCGGCCCCGCGGCGGCUCCCUGCUCCUGCGGCUGGGCCUGUGCGCGCUGCUGGUGCUGCUGCUGGGCCUGUGCUGCGGCCGGACCAAGCCCCUGGCGCUGGCCCUGCAGGACCUGCGGGCGCGGCUGCUCGCCCUCGCCCUGCGCCUGCGGCAGCUGCUCCUCACCGGCUGGCACUGCCUCCUGCAGCUCUGACGCCCGCGCAGCCCGCAGAGGCCCCCGGAGGGGGCGGGGCAGCGAAGGUGAACCUGGGACGAAGGGGGCCGCAGGCGGGGCCCCCAGGGCUGGAGUCAGCACGGCCCCUCCUGGGUCACAGCCCGGGGCCCACUGGGAGCUGUUAGGAAAGGACCCACCACUAAAAUCGGGACCACACCCCGGCCCGGGCUGGCCCCUCGCCCCUCCCUCGUCCCUGGGUGGGCUGGGUGUGGCUCCUGGAGGCAGGGACCCUGCCCUGUACCUGGGGUCCCUGGAGAGGGGAGCGGCCUGUAGCCUCUUAGGGCCUCGGGGCCGGGACCUGGAAACCCUCACAGCUGGGUCCAUGGGGGGAGCGCGGCAGCCCCUCCCCAAGCCCCUCGCAGGCCCCCACUGAAGCCGCAUGGGGAGGGGGCGCCCGGGUCAGACCCUGCCCUGGGCCCAGCCUGGGCUCCUCCAUGCCCCAGGGGAGCGUGUCCUCCGCUCCCGCCCGGCCAUCACCGCCUGGGGUGGGGCUGGGGGCGCCACAGGCCAGGACCCCCACCGCCUCAGACACGUCCCACACCAGCGGGGGGCCCAUGCGGCCCAGGACGUGUGUGGACGGCAGACUGAGGGGAGCCACUCGGUGACAAGCUCCAGGACCCUCGGACCUGCCUGGAGUGGGGAGGCCGGAGCACAGCAGGGCGGCCCGAGGUCAGACACCAGGAGGGACAGACGGAGCCGCCGGGAAAGCCUGCAGACGGAUGGGGGUCACCCUGAAAGCAUCUGUCCCCACCUCGUACGUGGGGACACUGACUAUUAGAACGCUCCACGGCCCUGUCCCCUGCAGCUCACCCAGAGGGGACACGGGGACCCGCCGGCCAUAGAACCCCCGUCAGGGCUCAGGCCGAGGUGGGGACACUGGGAGGCCAGCAGAGAGGGGCCUUGGCCCAGCGGGGACCCCGGCCUGGUCCUUGGGGACCCUCAGCAUCAUAGGCCCCUGACCGCGCAGACCGCGCACCCGCCCAGCCCCCAGGACGUCACUCGCCUCACUGCCCCCCGGAAGAGGAGGGACAGAUUGUCGCCCGUUUUCCAGACGAGAAACUGAGGCCCGCAGCCUCCCGCUGGGGCCGCACUGCAGGAGGGAGCAGGCCGGUCCUCUAGCCGAGGCCUGGUCACCUCGGCGCCGCAGACGGACCUGCUGGCUCUGCCGGCCACGGACGGUGACCCGGUCGUUAGGACAAAACUGCCCACAGUGGAGACGGUCAGCCUGAGACACAGACACCCGUCCAGCUCACCCGGGGAAGCCCGCUGGGCCCAGGGAGGGAGCCCCCGGGAGUGUGCAGCCGGGGAGGGCCGAGGGGAUGAAACACUCACACGGCGGAAACCCACCCACACUGGAGGGGCCGGGAUUU
Messenger RNA from Myotis daubentonii (Daubenton's bat), 2093 nucleotides. RefSeq names its product chromosome 1 C14orf180 homolog (gene C1H14orf180). NCBI's taxonomy places the organism in Eukaryota, Metazoa, Chordata, Mammalia, Chiroptera, Vespertilionidae. Gene Ontology annotation, cellular component: plasma membrane. The transcript is spliced from 5 exons. Bases 214 to 702 code for a protein of 162 amino acids. The record is from RefSeq and is a predicted model, not a curated record.